Molecule: messenger RNA, 6049 nt
Organism: Planococcus citri (citrus mealybug)
Lineage: Eukaryota; Metazoa; Arthropoda; Insecta; Hemiptera; Pseudococcidae
Product: G-protein coupled receptor moody
Exons: 3
Coding region: 427-2013 (528 amino acids)
Biological process (GO): G protein-coupled receptor signaling pathway
Cellular component (GO): membrane
Molecular function (GO): G protein-coupled receptor activity
Source: RefSeq, a predicted model, not a curated record
GUAUGCAAUUUGAGGAGUCUCGGUCUCGGAGAGGAAAAAACGAAAAGGUGGUAGAACGGCUGCGUUAUCUUUUCUCGGUGUUUAUCACUCGAUGGUAGGUGCUCGGCGCGUUUCAACUUCGGAGCUUAGUACCCUUUCAGACGGUCGCGCUAAAUCUACUGGGAAAUUCGCGUUCGUGUACUCGAAAAAGGCGCGUCGCGAAUCGCGUAAUUUUUUUACUCGUAAAUUUUUUCACUAAAAUUUUGUUUACUUCGAAAAUUAAGUAUAAUAUUCUAUUUUAAGCUAUUUUCUUAUUUUUUUUAAAAAAAUGUAGAUUUUCGAGUAUAUUUUUUCUACUCUGUCCUUCGACUCGAUUCAAUUAUUACCAUGCUGAUUUAAAAACCCCGGAAGGAAUUGCUACCCCGAAAACAGAAUCGUUUUGUUGAAAUGAUGGAUUAUCUGUUCAUCGGCGGGGGUGGAGGAGGCGUCACACCACAACGAAUGGAAAAUUUAUCCGACCGUAAUUGUCGCGAAAAUUGUUCCAGAAACGCGGAUGAUUCUCCCGAGGACAUUUUAUUAUUCGCCGGAUACUCGACAGCGUUACUGCAGUUUGCCGCCAUGUGCUGUUUAUUGUUCAUGAUCGUCGGCAUAUUGGGUAAUUUGAUAACCAUCGUCGCUCUUCUGGGAUGCAAAAAGGAACUGAACGCUACGGCUAUAUUUAUCAUCAACUUGAGCGCAUCGGAUUUCAUGUUUUGUGUAUUCAAUUUACCCCUGGCGGCAUCGACGUUUUGGCUGAGACGAUGGAAGCAAGGUUACCUGGUAUGUCAGCUGUAUCCGUUGAUGAGAUACGGAUUGGUGGCAGUUUCGUUGUUUACCAUUUUGGCAAUCACAAUCAACAGAUACAUAAUGAUCAGUCAUCCUAAUAUUUAUCCGAAAUUAUACCGCAAAGAGUACCUGUUGCUGAUGGUAGCAUCGACAUGGCUGUGCGCAUUCGGAACUCUAGUACCAACAUGGUUCGGUAAAUGGGGCCGGUUCGGAUUAGACGUGAACGUAGGCUCCUGCUCCAUACUCCCCGACGACGACGGAUACUCGCCCAAACAAUUCCUAUUCAUCGUCGCCUUCGUCAUCCCUUGCUUUUUCAUCGCCAUAUGCUACGCUCGAAUAUUCUACAUUGUCCGCAUGACCGCCAGACGUUCGCAUACGAUGACCAAUCGCAACAACACGGUCACAGCCACCAUUACCACUGCCAGUGCUGUAACCACUGCCAGCGGACAACAAAAUUCCACCGAAUUUUACCCGAAUAAAUUAAAACGCCUGCCGCAACUAUCAACCGAAGACUCGGCCAUCGGUUCCAGCGGCGGUGCUACUUCAUCGACUGAAAAAUCAUCGUCGGUUAUCGUCAACGAGAACGAAUCUUGCGAUAAUUACCAGCACGAGCCGAUCGUACCAAACGCGCCACCGUGUCCGAAUCUACUUUCGCCUCCGAUACGACCAUCGUAUUAUGCUAAAAUAGCCGUCGAACCGUCCUCGUCUUCUGGACUAGAUGACGAUUACGUCGAAGAUUACGCUUCGUCUAGGAGUAUGUCACCGACUUCGUUAUGUAGUUCGCAUCGAAUUUCGACGCGAAUCCGUAAGAAACCUCGCGAAAGAACGCCAUCCGCAGUAAAUGCCACUUUUAACCAGAUGGCUGCGGCGUUACGUCGCAAAAGUCCCAUCAGUUUUAAUCCGAGACGUCGUAGCGCUUUACCGCAACCUGGUAAAAUGUCUUCGAAGGAUAAAAAACUGCUUAAAAUGAUUCUCGUCAUAUUUUCAUCGUUCGUCAUUUGUUAUCUGCCAAUAACCAUCACGAAGACGAGCAAAUAUCUCAGCGAAUUCCCCAUUUUAAAUAUCGGAGGGUAUUUGCUCAUUUACUUGACCACUUGUAUAAAUCCUAUCAUUUACGUAGUCAUGAGUUCCGAAUACAGACAAGCGUAUAAAAAUCUACUCACGUGUCGUUCCAGUGAAACAACCAGAUCGAAACGAAUGCGCAAGUGACAACUAAAAACCAAGGGAUCUCCCUUGGUGGCUAUACCAUUGGUCAAAGUCGAUAACCAAAUUAAACGUUGAGUAGCGCCGCCGCCGCCACCGCCGCAGCCGUCGCCAUCCAAGUAGACUGAAAUGACGUAACGAUUGUGAAAACGUAAGUACUGUGGUGAAAAUACUUAUGUAGUACCAAGAAUUUUAACGAGUUGAUAAGAAACAGCUUCAUCUCGCUGGUGUAUGGAUCAUUUUAUGCAAUAAUCAGUAAAAAAAAAAUAUUUUUUAUCACGUGUAUACUAUGAAUAUGACAAUUAAUCUUCAACAUCUUUAUAGUAAUUCGUAAUUACUGGUAAUUAUCGUAAAUUCAUUGUAAUCUAUGUAAAAAAAUUUCAUUUUUAACGAGGAAACCAGAAAGCUGCCGAAUUACCUGGUGUUUUUCAAUCCUGCCAUAUUAUGUAUUUCGAGAAUAAUUACUCUUGACAAAAAUUUUUCAUCAUAGCACUGCCUAUACAAAUCUGAACUCUUGAUAUGUGUGUGAUAACUACUAAAUGCAUUGAUCGUGAAAUAAAACACUAAUUUAUUACUUUCUCCAAUACUUAAAUUGUAUAUUCAGCAAAUAGAAAUCGUAAAUCAAAUUUGAAAAAUAUUUAUGCAAAAAUAUCGUAACUUUGCUUUCUGUGCGGAAUCUAAGGGUGCGCAAAUUAUGUUUUAUCGCCUUUGAUGAAAUGAUAUGGUUUCAAGAGGUAGGUACAUCUAUCUACGUACGAGUAGAUCUAUAGAAGCACGUAAUUUUAUGUUUGAAAAAAAAAACACUUAGGAUAUUGAAAUUAAUUCAUUUUAAUGAGCUUCAAAAAUAAAAAAAAUCCAAAAGAACACUUUCUGAGAAAAAAAAAGUAAUUUUGGUCAAUUUUUGUGAGCAUUGGUCGAUCAUGUCAAAUAGAAAAUCGAAAAUGAAUUGAUUUUUGGAGUCUGAUUAAUCCAUUCUCCAUCAUGAUCGAUUUUUCAUCAGAUCGAUUUCUGGGGGUCGAUUACUGUCAUGAUCAAUUUAUAAUUAAUCGAAAAAAUCUAUUUUCAAAACCAAAAACGUUCACCAAGAACAGGAUCGAUUAUCUGGAAUCGAAAAUCGCAAAUGAAUCGAUUUCUGGGGUUCGAUUAAUCGAUUCUUAUUCAUGAUCAAUUGAUCAAUUUAUAAUCGAGAAGAUCUAUUUUCAAGACCAAAACAUUAAUUUUUCAUUUCGGACAUGAUCGAUUAUCUGGAAUCGAAAAUCUCAAAUAAAUCGAUUUUUGGGAUUCGAUUAAUCGAUUCUUAUUCGUGAUCAAUUUUUAAUCGAGAAGCUCUAUUUUCAAGACCAAAACAUUAAUUUUUCAUUUCGAACAUGAUCGAUUAUCUGAAAUCGAAAAUCUCAAAUAAAUCGAUUUCUGAAUUCAAUUAAUCGAUUUUCAAUCAUGAUCAAUUUAUAAUUGAGAAAAUCUAUUAUUAAAACAAGAACAUUGAAUUUUCAUUUUGGACAUGAUUGAUUAUCUGUAAUCUAAAAUCGCAAAUAAAUCGAUUUCUGCGGUUCGAUUAAUCGAUUUUCAGUCAUGAUCAAUUUAUAAUCGAAAAAAAUCUACAUAUUUUCAAGAUCAAAAACUUUCAACAAGAACAGGAUCGAUUAGGUAUCUGGAAUCGAAAAUCGUAAAUGAAUCGAUUUCUGGGAUUCGAUUAAUCGAUUCUUAUUUGCAAUCAAUUUUUAAUUGAGAAGAUCUAUUUUUAAGACCAAAACAUUAAUUUUUCAUUUCGGACAUGAUCGAUCAUCUGGAAUCGAAAAUCGCAAAUAAAUCGAUUUCUGAAGUUUGAUUAAUCGAUUUUCAACCAUGAACAAUUUAUAAUCGAGAAAAUUUAUUAUUAAAACAAGAACAUUGAAUUUUCAUUUUGGACAUGAUUGAUUAUCUGUAAUCGAAAAUCGCAAAUAAAUCGAUUUCUGCGGUUCGAUUAAUCGAUUUACAAUCGCGAUUAAUUCAUGAUCAAGAAAAAAAUCUAUUUUUGAGGCCAAAAUGUUGCUUCUUCAUUCCGGACAUAAUCGAUUAUCUAGAAUCGAAAACCGUAAAUAAAUCGAUUUCUGCGCUUCGAUUAAUCGAUUUGCAAUCAUGAUUAAAAUACGACUACGGAAAUCUAUUUUUGAAGCUAACGUCGAUUUCUCGUUUUCAACACGAUCGAUUAACUGGAAUCGAAAAUCGGGUUAAAUCUAUUUUUGAAGCUAACGUCGAUUUCUCGUUUUCAACACGAUCGAUUAACUGGAAUCGAAAAUCGCGAUUAAAUCGAUUUUUGCGACUUGAUUAAUUGGAUUAUGAUCAAUUUUUUGAUCGGAAAUUCGUGCUUUUUGACUUUCUUAUGGCGUUACCUAUCUCACAAAAAAGUAAGUAAAUAUGAGAAGGAGAGGGAGGAGGAGUCUAAUGAAAAUUUUGGAAAAUACGUGUUAUUUUUUGACCAUUAGAAUCACGUUUCUAAAGUGAGGAAAUUUUACUAUUAUGUUUUCUGACUUUGGGAUCACUUUUGACAUAAUUUUUUCAAAAUGAAAUUCUAAAAAAAAAAUCAAUUUACAAAAGGGGAUAAAAUUGAACUAGGUAUACAUAUUUUUUGUAAUUUUGGAAAAUUUCUGCUCGGUGUAACCAAAUAUAAUUUUUUUGAUCCUUAGUACAUAUUAAUUUCAGAAAACGUUUUGAUUGUCAUUACAGUUGAAUUUUCCAAAAUUUCCAAAAAAAUGAAACAACAAAAAAAUCAAAAUUUACUCAAUUUUUAUGAUUUUUUUUUGUUUUUUUUUUAAAUAAUUUUCCAUUUCUAUUAAAAUACACCAAAGUUUCUAAAAUUGAAAUAUUUUGACAAGAAAUCAUUAUGAGAUCUUUUUCACGAUUUGAGUGGGAAAAAUUUGGGAACAAAAAACAAAUAUGUAUUUUGAUCUACUCAUAAGCUUUCGUCAACUUGACGCAGAAACCCCCACUAAAAUAAAAAUCUGAGAAGGGACAUCAACAUGCAAACUUUCUGAUUCCAGAAGAAAUUCUCAAUAUAAAAAUAUCAAUGAAAAUAUGUAGAUAUACCUUACAAAUCUUAUUUACGUAUUUGUGAUUCAAAAAAGUUACAUCAUAUGAGGGAGAAUCGAUCAAUAAUCAAAAAUUUCACUCUUUCAAAUUUCAGUAGAAAAUUGAUACCUAGAUCUUUAAAGUUACCCUGCACUUGCGUAGUUUAGGUAGCUUUAUCAUCAGAUCAAAGGCGAUAAAACAAGACUGACAUGGCUUACGCCAUCAGUGCCCUUUUUUCAACUUCAAGCCAUUUACUAUAAAAUAUCUUCUCUGAAUCAGCUUGAAAUACGAAUAAUACGAUGCUUAUCAGCAAAUUGAAUACUUAAGCCAUACUUAAUAGAAAACAAAAUAUGAAUUUCGAGCUUUUAAAACAGAGUCAAAAUUCUGCUUCCAUUUUCUCUCUCUGAUAACCGAAAAUUUUGAAAAAUUGCAGCUCCUCCCAUCAUUCCAUCCCCCCACUGAUAAAAUACUGUAAAACCAAACAUAUCACGGUAUUCGAAAAUCAAUCAUCGUAAAAUCAGGAUACCGUUGAAAGUAAAUAAAUAUUUCAAAGGCCUAAAAAAAAUUUCUGAAGGAGUCGAAGUAAGUCAGAUAGACGGAAAGUGUUAUUUUUAUAAUUUUUUUUUAAAUGUCUUAAAUAAAAUUCUGAUUAUUUUAUAUAUAUUUUGUAUUAUUUUUACGGGUGAAAAAUUGAAUUAGGUUGUUCUGUGAUUGUUUCAAGAUAGGCAACUUCGAAAGUGAUUAUUGAUUUAGGUGCUGAUGUUUUGUAUUUUUUUCCUGGCAAUUUUCUAUUGAUAAUUUUUACUGAAAAAUUUUGUACAUAUAUACAUUUUUUUUUUUGUACGUACAUGUAAUUAGAAAUAUUUAAAAAAUUUUGUAAACUACAAUUUGUAAGCGCUGUGUCCAUUGUUUGCAUUACAAAAACUCUCUAUUUUAAACCUAUUUAUGUAUGUGUAUGUGUAUUGUGUAGCCUAUUAAAUGUUUUUGUCAUUUU